AGGCAAUAAGUGAUCAGCAACUAAGUGAGUAGGGUCUAGAAGAAGUUAGCAUGUAGUUAAGUGGCUAUCCUGUUGCAUAAAGAACCAACGGUCGUAAGCCACGAGUUACUUUUCCAAUUUUUCUUGCAUAUGAAUUGAGAUUGAACAGUCUUCAUUGAUGAAUAAAGAUGAUGAAAAUGCAGUCUCUUCUUGAUACAGCAUGUGAAGGCCAUGCCCUACGCUCGUAGAGCCACUAAGCCGACUAGUGGGAGCCGCUGCUUUUGACGUAAAUCCUUUUCGCAGAUAUUGUCGCUGCUGAAUACUCUGUGCAGUGCGUCUCACUCACCAAGCACCCAGUAUUUGAAGGCUAAGCAGCCCUCCACGCUCAAGACCACUUUUAGCUCAUCCCGAACACUUCUCACCCUCAAGACCUACUCCUCGCAUCCAAGACCUACUCGUGACAUCCAAGACCUACUCCAAGCAUCAUCCUAGCAUCCAAGACUUGCUCCUAGGAUCAUGUCGGUCACGCUGAAGACCUCAUUGGGGGAGCUGAAGCUUGAGCUUCAUUUUAUGGCAGAAUAUGGACUAUAACUAUGUCAUUAGUGCUGGGAUAAAGUUUUGAGAGUAUCAAGUUUCAUUUUUCGAGAGGUGCGCUCUGCAGCACUUCUCUUCAAUAUGUUUUGAGGGUUAUAAUAUAAUAGCCACUCACUGUUAUGAUAUCCCUUUUCCUUCCUACUGAUGUUGGUCCUGAGCAUCUGCAGUCUUGAGUCCCAGUCUCUACCCUCCUUUAAUGAUCGCGGCAAAGUGCCAAAAGCAUGCAAGAACUUUCUUGCACUCUGCGCUAGCGGCAACUACACGGGAACAACCUUUCACCGGAACAUCAAGCAGUUCAUAAUACAAGGUACUACCUUAAAAGUACUUAUGUCGGAGUCUAAUGUCCUCUUAUACUUGUGACCCCAUUGCCUCUUAUAUGCUUGUCGCCAAAAAAGGAUGAAUCCACUCACUCUCCCAUUUCUGUGACAUCUUCAACUAAAGCCUCCGUAGUUCUAUGCUCACUGUAAACCAAGACGCUGACAGCCGUCUACAUUGUCUACGCUGUUGUAGGCGCGGCAUUCAUAUACUGGUCCAUUCCCCUGACACCCUCAGGUGGUGACACGGAAAAAACGAAUGGGAAAGGAGGUAAGGCGUUGGCAGGUGAAGCCGGCUAUUUGGAGCAUGAGAUAAGGCCAGAGCUAAAGCACGACCGGCGUGGGGUUGUAGCUUUUGCAGAUACAGGAAAAAUGCAGAAAAUUGGCUCGCAGUUCUACAUCACCUAUAAUUAUGAUAAAUAGUCACUAGUGUCAGAUCAAGCAUCAUCAUACCCAUUGUUGUACGUGCGGCAUCAAGUAAACUUUUACCCCUCAUAAUUGCAGAUGCGAAACAAACGAAAAGCGCCUCUUAUUUACACGAAUCUUAGCACGAUGAUGAAGUCCUUGGAACUUCUGAACACACUGCUAAGCCAUCGGAUGAAUGCGCCUUCCUGUUCCAUCCCACAUCCCACAUCCCCUUUCAUCCCAAAUCCUCUUCCAUCUGCAAUCCUCCCUUUUUCUCCCUUUUCCUUGUUCAUAACGAGCGACUCGGCAACUUGGACGGACGAUAUACUGUGAUAGGGAGAGUUAUUGACGGUUUUGAGACCCUGCAAAAAAUGGAGGAAAGUCCGGUUGGCGACGAAAAGAAAGCAAGACCGAUAAAUUAAGGCUUUUUGCUAUCUUCAUUAUCAGCUUAUAAGUUCGUUGCAAUACUAGAUGAAGAUGUAGAUGCAAAUAAGUACUACAAGAAAGAUGUGUGUGGUAGUAGUACUACAAGAUGUGUGUGGUAGUAGUACUACGAGAUGUGUGUGGUAGCAGUGCUACGCAAUGCGUGUGGUGCAACUAGUUAGGCUGUUCUUGGGACAGACAGUUCUUCUCAUGGUCACGUUUAGCAGAAAUUCAACGUGCUCGUGGUGAUCAUGUACAGUUGGCCAUUGCACUUAGUUCAGUUGUAUUUUAGAUUUGAUAAAAACUAGUAGAACUGUAUAUUGCUUUUGUUGACAUGUCUUGACUUCUGAUCUACUCUAAUUCACGGAUAUCGUUAUCGAAGCUGUGGAAAUUCACGCAAACCCUAUCGCGGAUGAAGAAGGGCACUAGAAGCGUUUGCAGGGCAUACGCAACGAUAUCAGGACUGAGAUGAUACCAGGUGGAAAAACGACUAAGUAGAUGAAGGGUCCUAAUCACCCGGCGCGAGACAGAACAUGCCUAGCUGUGAGGUCAUACUCGUUUUACAAGUUCCAUUCUACCUGUCUAGCUGCCACUGUAAUUGCUAACAUUGAAGAUGCCGUGUUGAGAAACGCACCGGAAUAGGAAAUUUGAUCUUGGCUUCUACAUCUUGAACUCCCCCUUUCCUUACCCGCUUCAGACUCACCCCAUGACCCAUGACUUCUGAUCUACUCUAAGAAGCGACGUCACUCACCCAUGGAGAAGCCGUUUCUAGGCAUGCUAUGAAAGAGACCGCGAUAAAUUGUAC
Amoebophrya sp. A25 is the source of this 2520-nucleotide messenger RNA. NCBI's taxonomy places the organism in Eukaryota, Dinophyceae, Syndiniales, Amoebophryaceae. The record is from the annotation of a GenBank genome assembly.